GCUCAAGUGACAGUCGGUGCAGCGGGAUUCAUUACCUGCAUUUCAGCCAUGGUGAAGACCACAUCCCUGACCAAGUCUGAGCUUGUGGAUGUCUUGGGCAGUGCCAAGACCAGCAAGGAGCGCAACCGUGCGGUGAAACUUCUGAAGCAGUUUGAUCCCGUGCCCCACUACGAGUUCGACGACGAGGGCUUGAAGGCAAAGAUGAGGCCGAAGAAAUACGAUUACCUCCUGGGCUACAUGUGCUUCAGGUGUGACAAGGUCAAGCAGUCCAAUUUCAAGGUGAUUUGGAGCACCUCGAAGGGCAACAAGAUCAUUUGCCACCCUUGCUAUGUGCAGCUUGCUGAGCGCGAGGAGGUGGGCGUGAUGCGCGCGGCAAACCAGAAGGCUGGCAUCAUUCCCAAGGGCUUCGGCCUGGGAUUGACCGGCGUGGUGCCAGAGCAGGGUCCGAAACCCUGAGGACCGGGUGGUGCCGUACAGAACUCCCGGCGACCUGAAGUGCCACCCGGAGCACUGGAGGGCUGUGGCCACGUGGCUCACAAGGAGGAUCCUGAGAGGUUCACUCAGCUCG
Messenger RNA from Effrenium voratum, 568 nucleotides. The record is from the annotation of a GenBank genome assembly. Lineage: Eukaryota; Dinophyceae; Suessiales; Symbiodiniaceae.